Messenger RNA from Dermatophagoides pteronyssinus (European house dust mite), 473 nucleotides. Its product is annotated as complex III assembly factor LYRM7. The record is from RefSeq and is a predicted model, not a curated record. Gene Ontology annotation, cellular component: mitochondrial matrix. Gene Ontology annotation, biological process: mitochondrial respiratory chain complex III assembly. Gene Ontology annotation, molecular function: protein folding chaperone. Lineage: Eukaryota; Metazoa; Arthropoda; Arachnida; Sarcoptiformes; Pyroglyphidae.
GCAAAUAAUGUAUUCAAAUAAAAUAAAUUUCAGCUGAUGGCAGUUUUGUGAUUUUAAUUUCAAAAUUUCUUAUAUGAAAAAAAUGGGCCAAUUAGUUCUGCGAUCAGAAUCUUUACGGUGCUAUAAAUUGAUAUUGAAAACUAUUAAUCAAAUUUUUCGCAAUGAUUAUGAUGCGAUUCGUUUGGCACAGCAAAAAGCACGUGAAGAAUUUGAGAAAAAAUCUCAUCUUCAGAAUCCAGAUGAGAUUCGUGAAUCUAUUCAGAUUGGUUAUGAUUCGGCCGAAAUCCUUAAACGUACUGUGAUACAAGCACGCUUGAAUGAACGAGGAAACUAUGAGGCAACAAUUCGAACUGAAAACAUUGAUGGCAAUGGAAAAUAAUGAAUUAUGUAUAAACAACUAGGCCCCAGUGAUGUUGACACUAUUUUGCAGACAGUUAGUUUUCCAUGUAAAUCAUAUUGUAAAUUAUUAAAAA